AUGACUUCAACAUAUCCAACUUAUAUUUACAAAAUCAUCCCUUCUGAUGCGAAACCUACCUCACCACUCCCAGAAGUCCUUCCAGUCUCUGAUCUCGAUAAGAGAGAUGGGUUUGUUCACUGCUCUACCUCGAAACAAUUGCUACGAACUUUGAAUGCAUUUUUCUCAAAUGAGUCUCAUGUCUAUAUUCUCCGCAUCAAGUAUGAGCAAGUAGCUCCAUACAUCAAAUGGGAGAAUGCAGUGGGAAAGCAGCCCGAAGAAAUAGGCGGAUGUUGGGAUACAGAGGGACAAGCGGGGUUUUUUCCUCACAUCUAUAAUGGAUUGAAGGUUGGAAAAGAGGAAGUCGAUGAAGUAGGAGAGUGGAGAAGAGGAAAUGAGGCAUAUUGUAUUGGCUCACUAAUCAUUUCUAAUCCGAAAUAUAUCGUUCUUCAAAUAGAAGUUGAGAGUAACUGCCUGUUGCAAACCACGAGCAUGUCGGAGGACAUCAACAUUUCCAUUACCACUGACAAGGAUCUCAUCAUCGCUGGUGGAACUGUAGAUGAGCAAGCAGCGCUUGGAGAACUAAAUAAUGAUGUUCUCUCGGGAGUACCUCCGUUGAAUAAUGACGAGAUGCCGGAUACCCCGAAAUCAUCUUCCACAAAUAAUCCGCCAAAUAAAGAUUAUAAUUAUGUCGAUACCGAAAAAGUGAAACGUUAUACAUGUCCGUCUUGCAAAAAGACUUAUACAACCACUCACGAAUCGAUGUCACACAUUGCCCCUGUCGAUAUGGAACAAGAGGAGGUUCUUAAAUGCCCUCAUUGUGAAGUCCCUUCCGUCAGAGAGACUUUAGAAUUCACGGAGGAAAUAAUAGAAGCAAGGCCCAAAAGAAACUACACACCAAUUUCAAGGGAAGAGAAACGUUUUUUAUGUCCGCAUUGCAAAAGGGCAUUCAAUACCACUUUGGAAACGAUGUUGACCCUCAUCCCUGUGAUUACCGAGCAAGGAGAACUUCGUACAUGUUUGUAUUGCCAAAAGGCUUCGCUGAAAACCACUUUGGAAUCUAAUUACGAUACGAUGUUCCGCGAAUCUCCUCACAUGCCCAUCCAAGCCAAUGAAAACAGCUCCUCGAAUAUUAAUAUUCAGCCUUCGCGCCAACCAUCUUCUCCAGACCAGGCUUCAACUGGUACACCAUCAUCACAAAUUUUGGAAGAGAUUAUUCACACACCAGCUAUCCAAAGUAUCACCAAUCAAUACCCGGCUUUCCAGCCUAGUUCGGAUGAACAAUCAGCUUCUGAUUCGAACUCCCAUCAACAACCAACUUUUCAAUCCGAUCUCUAUCAACAACCUAUCUCACAACCUACUCUCCAUCAACAACAACUAGCUUUCCAAAUUACUCUCGAUCAAAUAUCAGCUAUUCAAGAUAUCACCAAUCAACACCCAGCAUUCCAAUUCCCCUUUGAUCAACAACCAGCUUUCCAACCUAGCUCGUAUGAACAACCAGCUUCUGACUCGAACUCCCAUCAACCACCAGCUUUCCAGUCUAAUCUGAAUCGACAAUCAGUUUCUCAAUCGAGUUUCAAACAGCAAUCAACUUUCUCACCCACCCGCCAUCAACAACCAGCUUUCCAAUCUAAUCCCUUUGGACAACCUAUCGUGCGGCCUACCCUCGAUCAACAACAACCAGCUGUUCACCCUAAUUCUAAUCAAGAAUCAACUUUUGGCCCUAACACUGAUCAACAACUGGCUUCUAACCCUUCUUCUCGAAUCGAUCCAUUUGAAUCGUUUAGAUGCAGAUACUGUGGCAUGGGGUUCUACUCUUUCAGGGGUCUGUCAUUACAUAGAGCCCGAGGCUGCGAAUCUCGAGUGUGGUAUUUCUGUCCGGAACGAAGUUGCGAUUUUCACCGAGACGAAAAGAAAGGGUUUUCGCAAUCAUCAAACUGGCGAAGACACCUGCGAGAACGACAUAAAUAUCCGCAUAAUUCUGGUGUUUCGCAAACUUAUAGAGGUGAAGUGAGAGAUCCAAAUGAACCUAGUGGAUGGCGUGCUCUUUGA
Botrytis fragariae is the source of this 2031-nucleotide messenger RNA. RefSeq names its product putative swi snf complex subunit snf59 protein. Bases 1 to 2031 code for a protein of 676 amino acids. NCBI's taxonomy places the organism in Eukaryota, Fungi, Ascomycota, Leotiomycetes, Helotiales, Sclerotiniaceae. The record is from RefSeq and is a predicted model, not a curated record. The transcript is spliced from 4 exons.